Molecule: messenger RNA, 1410 nt
Organism: Malassezia restricta
Lineage: Eukaryota; Fungi; Basidiomycota; Malasseziomycetes; Malasseziales; Malasseziaceae
Product: bZIP transcription factor
Exons: 1
Coding region: 1-1410 (469 amino acids)
Biological process (GO): regulation of transcription by RNA polymerase II
Cellular component (GO): nucleus
Molecular function (GO): RNA polymerase II transcription regulatory region sequence-specific DNA binding; DNA-binding transcription activator activity, RNA polymerase II-specific
Source: RefSeq, a predicted model, not a curated record
AUGAACAUGGCCAACGAGCAGGAAAGCUCUAUUGCGUUCCUGCUUGGUUUGCAUGAUAUACACGACACGUUUGAUCUCCAUCAACAGGAAGGACACGUACCUGCUCAGUCCAGCAGGAGCGAUCAUCCAACGCUCCUCACAGGCUUAGAUGCAAUACCUCUGACUGCUACCACGCCGAACGCAACAUCGAAUCAGCAAGCUGCACCUGCGCUGCAAAAUCACCAUCAGUCAGCAGGUGAGAGCAUGGACAUGUUCUCAAAUCAGCUAUCUAUGUGGAUGAACACCAACUUUAGCUUCGACGGACCUAUGGGGCAUGCUCUUCUCGCUGAUGAUGAAAAGGAUGGUGAUCAUCUGGAAAAAGGAGACGAUGGUCGACAGCGUGAUGAAGAUAUUGAGCGGCAGCGACGAAUGGCUGCUUCUAGUGCACACUCUAAUGCCGCGCGAGACAAACUCCGCGCUCUAGAUCGAGAUCCAUCUCCCACACCUUCACAGCCGUCUCUUGAUUCUCGCCGAGAUCGUAUUCCAUCUCACAACCUCGAAGCAUCAUCAGAACCUUUCCAUCCGACGUACUUUGCUCCGUCACACGACUCCUUGAGUCAAGCUCCUUCUUAUCUCCCGCCGGUGGCACCGUGGGCGAACCAAAAAAUGUCAGGAGAGACACCGUGCCCAUCUUCCUCUGCAUCAACGUUGUUCUCGCAGCCACAGCAGCAGCGGGCGCCAGGCGCUGCCCAAUCAGACUGGGAUCUCACGUCGACGUUAGCACUACAGCAUCUGAUGAGCAAGAGCCCUGAUGCACUGUCUACCCUGUGGCAAUCCCAUCUUUUGCAACAGAUGGGCAAGGCAUCUUCAACACCCAAUCUGCCGCCGGAAUUGUCCUCGAAUGAGCCCAGCUCGUCGUCCUCCGCCAAUGAGCACCCACUUCCUCCUAUGCAGCCGUUGCUCCCCACAUCGGCGGAGUCCAAGCGCGCGAAGCCUGAAUCACCGUCAUCAGCUGAAUCGCAACAGCAGCCUUCACCCAUGGAGAAACAAGACCCAGAUGUGUCUGUGACUAUUCCUAAAGCUGGUGCUUCAACAGCGCAAGCGUCGGAUCGUGUAAAGCUCGCGAAUACAGGCAACUCACAGACGGACGCAGAGACAAAUCGACUUGCUUUAGAAGAAGACAAGCGCCGCCGAAACACCUUGGCCAGUGCUCGUUUCCGUAUUAAAAAGAAGCAGCGCGAAGCUGCCCUGGAGAUGUCUGCGCGUGAGCUGGAGAAGCAGGUGAAUGAGCUGAAGCAAGAGAAUGAGCGUCUCCGCUCAGAAAAUGACUGGCUGCGUCGCUUAAUCAUGUCGCGUCCGGAGACGCUACCUGGCUUCUUCAAUGUUCUGAACAAUACAAGCGGAAGCGCCAGUAACAGCAAUGGAAAUUAG